Messenger RNA from Plectropomus leopardus (leopard coralgrouper), 4321 nucleotides. RefSeq names its product calcium voltage-gated channel auxiliary subunit alpha2delta 1 (gene cacna2d1). Gene Ontology annotation, cellular component: L-type voltage-gated calcium channel complex. NCBI's taxonomy places the organism in Eukaryota, Metazoa, Chordata, Actinopteri, Perciformes, Serranidae. The record is from RefSeq and is a predicted model, not a curated record. Gene Ontology annotation, molecular function: voltage-gated calcium channel activity.
UUAGAGGUGUCAGGGAUCGUUAAUCUGUGCGGGAGCGACAGUCUGCCACUCACGCUGCUCCUGAACAACGUUCACCAUUCAUCGGCGGCGAAGGGGAGCGGAGCACAUUUGGUGUCGACGCGCGUCGGGGAAUCUCCCCCCUCGCUUUUUUUAUUUUAUUUUUUACAAUGGAUACCUGCAGGGUGCGAGCCUGGGUGUUUCUGCUCCUGUUAUGGCAGGACGGGUCUUUGGCAUCGCAGUUUCCGACACAGCUCAUGAUUAAAGAAUGGGUUGAUCAGAUGCAGAAAGAGCUUGUCACCCUGGCAGACACGGCCACAGCUGCGAAGGGCCUCACUCAGAUUUUUCUGAGAAACCAACACCUGUACACUGUGGAGCAAAACGACGCAGAGGAGCUGGUGGCCAGAGCAGCCAGGAAAAUUGAACAGCUGCUGCGAAAGAGGUCUACUGCCUUGGAGAAACUGGCCACAGCUGCUGAGAACUUCCAGAUGGCGCAUGAGUGGAAAGACGAGUUUGAGGAUGAUGAAAUCUCCUACUACAACGCAAAGGACAAUCUGGAUGCAAAUGAGACGGAGGGAAGAAAAUACAGAAUUCGACCAGACUUUAAAGAGGACCCGUCAUUUAAACGUUUGACUGAUCACAACCACACGGCUGUCCACAUCCCCACUGACAUCUAUGAUGGCUCCACCAUUGUGCUGAAUGAGCUGAACUGGUCGGAGGCACUGGAGGACGUGUUUAGAAAGAACAGAGAGGAUGACCCGACCCUUCUCUGGCAGGUGUUUGGCAGCGCUACGGGGCUGGCUCGCUACUACCCAGCUUCUCCGUGGAUGGAUGCUCGCAAGACCCCCAGUAAAAUUGAUCUGUAUGACGUCCGCAGGAGGCCAUGGUACAUUCAAGGAGCUGCCUCGCCCAAAGAUAUGCUAAUCCUCGUGGAUGCAAGUGGGAGUGUGUCUGGCUUGACUCUUAAACUGAUCAGGACCUCCGUCAGUGAGAUGCUGGAGACUCUGUCUGAUGACGACUACGUCAAUGUGGUUUAUUUUAACACCAGAGUGAAGAAGACGGCGUGUUUCGACCAUCUGGUUCAAGCCAACGUGAGGAACAAGAAGCUGCUGAAAGAUGCUGUUCAGAACAUCACAGCCAAAGGGAUUACAAACUACACAAAAGGCUUUGAGUUUGCUUUUGAGCAGCUCUCUGCGACGAAUGUGAGCAGAGCAAACUGCAACAAAAUCAUCAUGCUGUUUACUGAUGGAGGAGAGGAGAGAGCUCAGGCCAUACUGGAAAAAUACAAUGCUGACAAAAAGGUGAGGAUCUUCACUUUCUCAGUCGGACAGCACAACUAUGAUAAAGGACCCAUUCAGUGGAUGGCCUGUUCCAACAAAGGUUACUUCUAUGAGAUUCCUUCCAUUGGAGCCAUCAGAAUAAACACACAGGAGUACCUGGAUGUCCUGGGAAGGCCAAUGGUUCUUGCAGACAAGCAGGCCAAACAAGUCCAGUGGACUAAUGUAUAUCUUGAUGCCCUGGAGCUGGGUCUGGUCAUCACUGGAACACUACCUGUAUUCAAUAAAACCAAGACCAAAGAUGACAGGAAUGGCGAGCACCAGAAUCAGUUGAUUCUUGGCGUAAUGGGGAUUGACGUGUCUCUGGAUGACAUCAAGAAGCUCACACCGCGCUUCACAAUUGGUCCAAAUGGAUACUACUUUGCCAUUGAUCCCAAUGGAUAUGUCCUGCUACACCCCAAUCUCCAGCCAAAGAAUCCUAAAUUCCAGGAACCUGUUACACUGGACUUCCUGGAUGCUGAGCUGGAGAAUGACAUCAAAGUGGAGAUCAGGAGAAUGAUGAUCGAUGGUGAGACAGGCGAACGUACCAUCGACACUCUGGUGAAAACUCAAGAUGAGAGGUACAUCGAUAGAGGAGUCAGGACCUACACGUUUGCGCCGGUCAAUGGAACAGAUUACAGCCUGGCCCUCGUACUGCCUAAAUACAGUGAACACUUCAUUCAAGCUAAACUGGGGGAUGACAUUCAGAAAGCAAUGUCCAUGGAAACCAUACAGCCGGAGAGGUUUGAUGAGUAUGGUUACACCUACAUCGCUCCAAGGGAGUACUGCAAAGAGCUGAAGUUGUCACUCAACAACACCCAGUUUGUCGUCGACUUCAGCCAGUACAUUGAUAGGAACACUCCAGAUGCAUGUAAUGUGUCCCUGGUGAAUCGAGUAAUCCUGGAUGCAGGUCUGACAGCUGAACUGGUUAAACUUUGGAACGAGCAGACAGUGGAUGGGAUAGUGGCCCGGUUUGUAGCCACAGAUGGAGGAAUCACAAGAGUCUACCCAAGAAGUGCUGGGGAAGAGUGGACUGAGAACCCGGAGACAUACGAGUCCAGCUUCUACAAAAGGACCCUGGACAAUGAAAUUUAUAUCUUCACAGCUCCAUCUUUCAACCCAGAGGGCAGGGAGCCUGUUUCUGAGUCAGGUAUUCUGGUGAGCAAAGCAGUAGACCUCACGAUCAAUGAAGUCACGCUCAAACCAGCAGUGGUGGGAGUGAAACUCAAUGUCUCUUUCUGGAUGAACAGUUUCAUUAAUGCGACACUGAAACUGAACUGCAAGGAUGAGAUCUGUGGCUGUCUGAGGAAUGACAAGCAUGUGGACUGUGUGAUCCUGGACGAUGGGGGAUUUCUUCUCCUGUCUAACCAGGAGGAAUAUAUCACCCUGAUAGGUCAGUUCUUUGGCGAGGUGGAUCCUGUGCUGAUGAUCAAUCUGGUCAACACCUCCCUGUACUCCUACAACAAGACCUAUGACUACCAGUCUGUCUGCGACCCAGAGAAAGACAGCAAAGCUGCAGCAGGACCGCGCUCCAUCUAUGUGCCUACCAUUGCAGACCUGCUCAGUAUUGGCUGGUGGGCCUCGAGUGCUGCCUGGUCGAUACUCCAGCAGCUCUUUUUUGGUCUCAUGUUCCCCGACCUUCUAGAAGCAGUGGAGUCAGCAGAUGAUGACAUACCAGAUGCCAUGUUUAAAGAAAGCUGCAUCACAGAGCAGACUCAAUACUUCUUUGACAAUGAUGAAAGAUCCUACUCAGGUGUCCUAGACUGCGGAAACUGUUCCAGGAUGUAUCGUGCCGAGAAGCUGCCAAACACCAACCUAGUGUUCCUGAUCACUGAUGCCAAGGCGACAUGUUUGUCAUGUGACCCCAGACCGCUACGACAGGCUGAACAACCCUCUGAAGGUCCAGAUCCAUGCGAGCUGGCCCAGAAUCCAAGACACCGCAAAGGGCCGGAUGUGUGUUUCGACAACAAUGAAAACGAAGAUGACUCUGAUUGCGGAGGAGGGACUUGUCUAAGCCCCAGUCUUUGGUCAAUGCUCGGGCUUCAACUACUGCUGCUGUGGUUUGUCACACCUCUUCAACACUCAUGACCCCUACACACACACUCACACACUUACACACUGAUCAUCAUCUCAACCCACAAUAGGCUGAAAGACACUCUAGUUAUACCAUCCAGGACAUGUGCGGAAUUUUUGCAACGAGACAUUUUGUUUUCUGAUGACAGUAUCAUCAUUUCCAUUCUCCAAUGCCAAAGGGUGCUCAUCCAUUUCCUCCUUGUCAUUUUCAAAAAUAGAGACAAAUUUACUGUGCUCAGCUGCACUCAUGUCCAUGAUUUACUCCUUAAUACUCUCCUAUGGUGCAAGAGUAAGAGCUAACCAAACCCUUUAAUUCUGCCUCAUUUUGUUUCUCUUAUUUAUUUAAUGGAGGUUGAAGAGUCCCACUAUGCCAACUAAAUAUCAUUCAAAGACUGUAUGUUCACUGACAGCGUUGAUUUGUGUAUAUUGUCGAUAUUGUUUGUUGCUUAUUAAACUGUUGCGUAUGAAUCAUUAUGCUGUAAUGAUUUUUUUUUUUUUGGCAACCAGUGCAACUAUAAGAAAUAUCCCUUGUGUUUUUAAAUGUACUGUACCUAUCUAUUUAUCUAUUUCAUGUUUUUUUUUUUUUUUUUUUUUAACUCAAAAUCAAUUGAGUUACUUACGUGAAUAGCUAGGUGUUGUAUUGUAGCAGCAUGUGCUCAGUACAGAGCUAAAGGCAACACUAGUACUCUGACACCAAAGCUCCACACAGGACCACAGAUACACACAAACCUACGACAGAGAAUCUGCAGGCUAGUGUAUUUUAAGAGAUUACUCAGACGUGGGUGUAUAGCAGUAUUAAAGUUAUGACAUUAUUUAGAUAGAUAGAAGUUAGUGAAAAUCUGUCAGGAUAUUGCAAUUUCAAAUGUUUGUACUUGGUCUGACAGCUUUGGUUGUCUUCAAUUUGAUGCAUCGAAUUCCCAGUGCCUACAUAGUAG